Molecule: messenger RNA, 3010 nt
Organism: Neofelis nebulosa (Clouded leopard)
Lineage: Eukaryota; Metazoa; Chordata; Mammalia; Carnivora; Felidae
Gene: ZDHHC3
Product: zinc finger DHHC-type palmitoyltransferase 3
Exons: 9
Coding region: 369-1463 (364 amino acids)
Biological process (GO): protein targeting to membrane; peptidyl-L-cysteine S-palmitoylation
Cellular component (GO): endoplasmic reticulum; Golgi apparatus
Molecular function (GO): protein-cysteine S-palmitoyltransferase activity
Source: RefSeq, a predicted model, not a curated record
CCUCAGGUGGGACCCUUUGCUGGUUGGUCUCUGCCUAGCAUGGGGGGGCUUUCUCCCCGAAAAAGCAGCGUGCUGGAACUUGGCCCCACAAGAAGCAUUCCUCAACAGAAGCAGGUUUGAGGGACCCAAUCUUAGGGCGACUCUCCUGGCUGAAGCUUCACAUCCUUCCUGCUUCCUAGGUUAAGGCAGGAUCAGCCUUCCAAAUGUUCGCUGGUGCUCAGCCAGGGCCCCACCUGAGAGAACAGAAUGCUUAAGUUCAGGCCUGGGGCCUGUGAACGCCCCCACACGUGGCCCACCCGAUACCGCCACCUCCUCAUAACCGUGUGUGGGCAGGACACCAAACAAUGCCAGUAUGGACAGAAUAGCUUAUGAUGCUUAUCCCCACCCACCACUUCCGAGACAUUGAGCGGAAGCCAGAAUACCUCCAGCCGGAGAAGUGCGUCCCACCUCCCCACCCCGGUCCUGUGGGAACCAUGUGGUUUAUCCGCGACGGCUGUGGCAUUGCCUGUGCCAUUGUCACCUGGUUUCUGGUCCUUUACGCGGAGUUUGUGGUCCUCUUUGUCAUGCUGAUUCCAUCCCGAGACUAUGUGUACAGCGUCAUCAACGGAAUCGUGUUCAACCUGCUGGCCUUCUUGGCCCUGGCUUCCCACUGCCGGGCCAUGCUGACGGACCCCGUGAGAACCUGCACGGAAAUGGCCUUCACUUUGUUUGGGCGAGGCUCGCCUUUUCCUGAAAAGCUGGACAAGCCUGUUUCAGGCCGCAGCAAGUGCCUCUUGGGCGCGGUGCCCAAAGGAAACGCCACUAAAGAAUUCAUCGAGAGUUUACAGCUGAAGCCCGGGCAGGUGGUGUACAAGUGUCCCAAAUGCUGCAGCAUUAAGCCCGACCGAGCCCACCACUGCAGUGUUUGUAAGCGGUGUAUUCGGAAGAUGGACCACCACUGUCCCUGGGUCAAUAACUGCGUCGGCGAGAACAACCAGAAGUACUUUGUCCUGUUUACAAUGUACAUAGCUCUCAUUUCCUUGCACGCCCUCAUCAUGGUGGGAUUCCACUUUCUGCAUUGCUUUGAAGAAGACUGGACAAAUCAGCAACAAGCCUACAGACUGCCCAGGGAAGGGACAGCAGAGGCCCGAACCUCUCUUCAUGAAAUAAAGCAGCCCCUUAAAAGUUCCACAGAGUGCAGCUCCUUCUCGCCACCCACCACGGUGAUCCUCCUCAUCCUGCUGUGCUUCGAGGGCCUUCUCUUCCUCAUUUUCACAUCAGUGAUGUUUGGGACCCAGGUGCACUCCAUCUGCACAGACGAAACGGGAAUAGAACAAUUGAAAAAGGAAGAGAGAAGAUGGGCUAAAAAAACAAAAUGGAUGAACAUGAAAGCCGUUUUUGGCCACCCCUUCUCUCUAGGCUGGGCCAGCCCCUUUGCCACGCCAGACCAAGGGAAGGCAGACCCAUACCAGUAUGUGGUCUGAAGGACCCUGACCAGCAUUGCCCCUCAGACACAAACCACAUCACAGCACUACCGUCCCAUCCGUCCUCAUGAAUGUUUAAAUCGAAAAAGCAAAACAACUAUUCUAAAACUUUUUUUUUUUUUUUUUUUUACAUCUCAAGUAAAAUGGCUGAGCAUUGCAGAGAAAAAAAAAAUGUCCCCAUGUUUUAUUUUUAAAAGAUCAUCCUUUCUAUUUUUUGGUGACCGAAGCUGCUCUUUUUCUCCCCCCCUUUUUUAAAAUCACUUCUCUGGCCUCUGGUUUUCCUCUCUGCUGUCUGUCUGGCAUGACUAACGUGGAGGGUGCUGUCUCCGGGCCAAGCCCACCUCUACUAACUGAGUGAGACUUAACGCCGGUACGCGGAUGGACCGGCCCGGAUGCCCAGUUGGGGAUGCGUAGGAGAGGCAGGAAGGCCAUGACCUCCCACUGCCCAGGAGGCGGUGGCAGGCAGCCCGAUGGGACUUAAAACCUCACCGAAGACACCAAAAGAGGGGCAGGAUCAGGGCUGGAGCCCUAAGACGGGCCCUUGACACGGCGGCCUCAUCCCCCACGUGGACACGGUUUGCCUCCUCGCACGCCAUGGGAUUGGGGUGCUUAGAGUGACUUUUGGGGGGAGGGUGGUGGGAUCAAAGGGGUUUCAUUUGUAUUCUGAAUCACCAAUUAUAUUCCCGCUGAUUAUUUGGACGAAUGUGAAGGAGAGAAGUUUUUCCAGUUCAAAAUGCCUUACACAGUCAAAAGGAGAAAAAAAAUCACUCGAUUUCAGGUUUCCUUUGUCUGAUUACUCUUAGCACCCGCCCUCUCCCCUGUCCUAGCAAGGUGUCAGUUAAGCGGCAAUAAUGCUGAGUGACAGAGUGACACAGCACAGUCCCCUAGUGCCCAGCCCCGUCGUCAACCACCCCCCUCCCCUGAACCCAUUUUGUAAAUCGCUAAAGUGGGCUCCCUUUCUGAUAUUUUAGACACAUAAAUGUACACGUACCCACGUCUUCUCUGUAUUUUAACCUGGGAGGCUGUCGUCUUGGCCUGGGGCUGCCCACGAUGCGGGGGCGACAUUACAGCCCCCAGACUUUGGAAAGCUGGCAGACAGCCACCCCUGCUCCCCGGAAUCAUCAAUCGGCUGGCACCGGGGACUGAGGAGCGUUUCCACCUGGAGGCACUUCCUGUGUGAAACCCCAUUUAAAAGAGGAAGGCCUGAAGAUAGCGGGGAGAUGAGACGGGGACGGGGAGUGCCCGCCGCAAAUGCAGAAAUCACAGACAUCUGAGCGCUGACCAUCUGUGAAUCCGUACACGUGGAUUUGGUUUUUGGGUUUUUUUUGUUUUUGUUUUUUUUACGUGAUCACCACGAAGCUCCUUUUUUAGCUUGUGCUUGGGGAGGGGCGGGGUAAGGGUUAUUAAGCCCAAUCAGGAUAGGGAGGAAAUUCCUCUAGCCUAUGUGAUUUUCCAUGAACAGUAAGUGGAGCGUGCUGCCUCUCUUCGAUUCUGUCCGUGCUUCCACAUGGAAACAAAAAUGCAAUAAAAUUUUUCCAAAACCUGUU